AUGCAGCGCGACUUGUCACGGCCUCGGAAGAGAGUCUCGUUCAGUAACCUCACGAGGAAACGGUGCCAGACGCAGAUACCUAGGGAAAAGGUUGAGUUAAUCGAUCCCGUGCGGCUGGGUACCGAGCAGUCGCCUCCUUUUUUCUCGUUCCUCCCCAACUCCCCCACGCGCAACCCCUGGCGCCGCUUCUUCUUCCUCGCCCAGCGCCGUCGCCCCGAUGCAGCCGCUCCAUCCUCCACCAGCAGCCCCGCGCCGCCGCUGAUCGUCGCCUACAGCGCCGCCAUACCAUCCUCAGUUUCAGCCGGCCGCAUGGACCGUCGCCGGGAGAAGGUCGCAGUGGCACCACCGGCUCCGCCUCUGUUCGCAGCCGCCAACAGCUCCUCCGGUCAGUCAGCACCUGGUCUUUGGCCAAUGUAUACUCAUCCACCUGAUGGUUUUCUUAGUUUAUCAGGCAGUCCACGAACCCCACCAUUCCAGCCAAUGCACUAUCCAUCUUAUGUCCCGCCUCCUCAACAAGAGCAACAGGAGAGUCUCCAUUUUGUCGGUGUCCCCUCACAUGUUGCAUUCUCAACGCCGCCGCCGCCGCAACCACCGCCACCAGUUCAUAGUAAAAGGAAAAAAAAACAUCCGAGUCUGCUUCAGGUAGAGGUUCUUUACAAAAAAAAAACCCAUGUUGUAGAGCUUGAAGAUGAUCCAGAGCCUUCAAGGUGUGCGCAGCGUCUGAAUUGGAUACAACAGGAAGAGAAGAGAUUGGCAAGCGCUUGGUUGGAACUUUCAACUGAUCCCAUUGAAGGGAAUGGCAACAAGAGAGAUAAGUAUUGGGAUGACAUAGCUGUUCAAUAUAACAGUCUCACCCCCGCAGAUCGUCAUAGAGAUGUCGUGCAAUUGAAGAGCCAUUUUCAAAAGGUGAAGAGAAAGAUCAACAUUUUCCAUGGUGCAUAUAAUGCUAUGUGUAAGCUAUACACUAGUGGUUAUGGUGAGGAGCAGCUACAGGCCUUCGCCUUGGAGAAAUAUGAAGCCAACCAACAAUCAGCUUUCCAACAUUUGACAAUGUGGAGAGAACUUAAGGACAACGGAAAGUGGCUUGCAGCAAUGAAAACAAUGAAUGGGGAGCAAGAUAAAACAGAUAUAACAUCUGGUGCUAUUGAUGUGGAAGAUGAGGAGCGCCCUCCGGGUCGUGAUACAUCUAAGGAUGAGCGUGAUGGUAAACGCAAACCGUAGGAGUCGGUUACUUUGCUUGGAGAAAAACUUGGCACUUUUAUUGAGACCCAGAAAAGGUCUAGGCUGGAGCGGCAGAAGGUUAUAGAUAGCCAACAUCAACUCUCAAGUCAGCAGCUUGAAACCGCUAAACUUGCCAAGGAGACAAAAUUGACUGAGCUCUACCAGAAGUUAUUGUUUGCUGAUACAAGUGCCAUGGAUGACGAUGCGAAAGUUGAGCGUGCCAAGGCAAUGGCAAGUCUGAGGUCUAUACUAUUUCCAAAAGAAAUGUGAGGUUUAUGCUAUUUCCUUAUUCAUGUUAACUCUGUAGUGUGACAGAACUCAUUGAUCGAAUCUAUUAGAUGAACUAUAUGCAUGUGGUGUAAGCAUGUCUCUACCUUGUGCUGGAUAUAUCAAGUGAGAUAUAAACCUAUGUUAUUUCUAUUUUCUCAAGGAAAGUAAGAUCUAUGCUAUUUCCUCAUUCC
Messenger RNA from Triticum aestivum (bread wheat), 1682 nucleotides. RefSeq lists its product as uncharacterized. Lineage: Eukaryota; Viridiplantae; Streptophyta; Magnoliopsida; Poales; Poaceae. The transcript has 4 exons. The record is from RefSeq and is a predicted model, not a curated record. Bases 1 to 1221 code for a protein of 406 amino acids.